CUCUGUGCUUGCUCCAUGUUCAGGGAACUCUGCUGGGUUCAGCUGCCCUGGUGGUCCAGAGUGCUCUGUGCACCACACCUGAGCCUUCCCCAGUGCCCCUGAAUCUAGAAGGGCUGGGGUUCAGUUUUGAAGUGUGUGGCAAUGGUCUCUCCUGGCUGGUGGCUCACAGGCUCCCUUGGAUCCCCCCUGGGCUCCUGUGGGAUGUCCCCUCCAGCACAGUGAGCUCUGGUGCUCCCUGCAGUUGUGGGCAGCAGCAAAGAGCUACCCCAGACUUGCCUUCCUUUUCCUUUUGGCCAGUUCUCUUUCAAAUGUUGAGGUUGGGCAGGUCCUGGCAAGGCUGUCCCUGCAGCCCUGGUGUGAAGAGCCAACAAGCCCUUGGUCAGCCCAUCUGGAGUCCAGUAGCACUGGAGAGAAUCCUGAGGGAGGUGGCAGCAGGUCCUGACAGGCACGUAACCCUUUGUGGAUGUGGUGGAUCAACCAUCCUGGUCUUAAGCAGGGGGAUUUUGUGCCCAGUUUUGCUGGUAUUCACCCAGAGGAGCUGCAUGAAGCAGUAGUUUGCAUCUCUGGCUGAGGACAGCUGAGCCUGGAGAUGAUCUGAUUGUGCUUUGGAUUUCAUGCCCUGAGAAGUCACGCUGUGGACAACAGCAGCUGGAUCCAGCAAGGAUCCUGCUCUCAGCUGAUGUCCCUCCUGGGGGAUGGUGGCACAGGGAGAACCAAACAACAUGUUUGAGGUCCCAGGGUAACUGACUGCAACCAGGAUGCUCCUCCAGAAAAUUCACACCCAGUAGAGCAGAGCAGGGAGCUUUGGCUGCCUGACAGAGCUGGGUUGAGUGGUGAAUAACCCUCUCCUCUGUGUUGAAGGAACAGCUUCUGGCCUGCUUUGCCAGCAGAGCAAAGCAAGACCCUCUGGUCCUCCUGGAAGGAGCAGGUUUUUUGCAGCUGAAAUCUGACUGCAGAAGGGUGGGAGAAACCUGCUGCUGUGCCAACAGCCUGGCAGCUCCUGGACGCUGGGGCUGGAGGUGCAAGGCUUGUGCUUGGAGAGUCACAGCUGGAAAAGCUCAGGAAAAUCCCUCAGGAAAAGACCAGGCCUUCCCUUUAGUCCUUGGGUUUCCAGCUGCUCCUUGUGCUGCUGGCCUGCAGGCAUGGGUGCUCUUGCUGUCUUGGCCAGGACCAGGCUGAUGGGUUGAGGAGGUGCUGCUGGGGUUAACUGGGAAGAGGAGGGGGUUUGUGGCUCCUGCUCAAGGGUUGCCAGGACAUCCUCUCUCUCUCUAAAGGAGGCUGCAGCUCUGCUGGCUGCUUGUUCCUUCCCUCCUGGCUCUGGGGAGAGGCUGUGCAGGCUGGAGGCAGCAAAUGUGCAUGGGAAGAGGGAAGGCUGAGGGGGAAGUUUGGCUCAUCCCCAGGGAAAACCUCUUUUAUUUUGUUCUGCUGAAAAACCAGGCAGAAGUAACCACUGAUACUGCUUUUCCAGGAGGGAUUUUUGCUAUCUUUCCUUUCAAAGGUCUGGUGGGUGCAGCCACCUUCCAAACUACACUGCACAACAGAAGUGUUUUUCUCAGCUCUGUCAAGGCCUCUGAGCUCCUUGCUGCAAGGAGGAGGACAAGGGCCACCCUGAGCCAUGUCCAGCGACCCCCCGCCCCCCUACCCGGGCGGCCCCUCGGCGCCACUGAUCGAAGAGAAGCACGGGCACCCCCUCUCCUCAGAUGGCAUCGCUCCUGUGGUGGGACAGCCCCAGGGGGUUCCCAUCCCCCCUCCAGAAUUUGGGCCCCCCCCAUAUGAGCCCCCCUCUCAGCCAGGGUUCGUGCCCCCCCACAUGCCCACGGAUGGCUCCGGGCCCUACGUGCCACCCGCAGGUUAUUACCCACCCCCAGGCCCUCACCCCACCAUGGGCUACUACCCUGCUCCAGGCCACUACCCCUCUCCUGGUGGCCACACGGCCACAGUCCUGGUCCCGUCGGGAACUGCCACCACAGUGACAGUGCUGCAGGGAGAGAUCUUCCAGGGAGCCCCGGUGCAGACCGUGUGUCCCCACUGCCAACAGGCCAUCACCACCAAGAUCACCUAUGAGAUCGGGCUCAUGAGCUUCCUUCUUGGCUUCUUCUGCUGCUUUGUGGGGUGUGAUCUCUGCUGCUGCCUGAUCCCCUGCCUGUUUGAUGACUUCAAGGACGUGACCCACACGUGUCCCAACUGCAAGGCCUACAUCUACACCUACAAGCGCAUGUGCUAACAGCAGCACCCAGGAGCCUCCCCUGCUGCCCCCCCUGCCUGUGCUGCACCCCUGGCUUCCCCCUCCGGGAGGGUCUCUCUAUCCCAGCCCCCUCCCCCCUGGAGCUGCUCCCACCUUCCCCAUGCUCCGGUCCUGGCUGUCAACGGUUGGGUUGGUAACACUGGUGUGGACACAUGGGUGGGGAGGUGGGCCCAGCCCUGUGGGGGGUGUCACCUCUUUUCAACCACCCCCCCUUGAUGCUUCGGGGCUCUAGUGGGGAUCCUCUGGCCUGGAACAUCCCAGGGGAGAGCAGCACCUGCUGGAGGCCCCCCCAGCAGAGGCAACAGGGCCCUUGUGGCACUUUUAGGAAGGCCCUGGUGGUGGCUUAGUGGUCCCACCCCCCCAAGAGAGGGUGGUGCCAGGUCCCAGCACGUUUCACAGCCCCUGCCCCAGGAGAAGCAGGCAGAGCCACCUGCAAGGUGUGUUUGGGGGGGGGGGGGGGGGGGGGGGGGGGGGGGGGGAUGGCAGCAGCACUUACACCCUUGAUCAGCACCUCCGUCCUGCCCAUGGCACUGGCUGCAUGUGCCUCCUCCAGCCCCCACCAGCUCCCUGGGGGCAGGAAAGCCCCUGGCAGCUCCUCCUCCCCCCUGGCAGCUCCUCCUCACCCCUGGCAGCCUGUUAGUGAGACCUGCACCCAGCAUGUCCCUGCCUGCCCUGGCGCUGUAGGUUAGAGGAGCUGCUUGUUCCCCAGCUGCAGCUCUGGAGCAGCCCCCCUGCUGCAGAGCCCCUCCCCAGCCCAGCAGGGUUUGUGGGUGCACAUCCUGCAGCACCCAUCCUGUCCGCCCCCCCCCCCCCCCCCCCCCCCCCCUCCUCCCUUACCCCCCCCCAGCUGCACCCCCCUCCUGGGGGCCUCUUCCUUGCAUGCAGGGUGGGGAGUUAUUUUUAGCUCACUUGUUAUGGGGCAGAAGGAAGGGGACAAAGAGGGGCAGGAGCUGCUGGCAGCACUCAGAUGAGGGCAAGAGGACCUGGGAGCCAUUUUCAGCCUCUCCAUGGGCUGCUCCUCCUGCCCCUGCCCCUCCCACCCACCCCCCUGCCCCCCCAGCAGCCAGGGGGGGUCCAGCCCCCAGCACAAAGGGGGGGGGGGGUGGGUGGGUGUGUCUCUCUCUCUCUCAGGACACAGGUCUGCAGACACCCCUGGUGUUUGCUCAGUGGUGGAACCGUGGCACUAGUCAAGUGUUUUUAUGUAAAUAAAUAACAGACCCUCA
Molecule: messenger RNA, 3468 nt
Organism: Apus apus (common swift)
Lineage: Eukaryota; Metazoa; Chordata; Aves; Apodiformes; Apodidae
Gene: CDIP1
Product: cell death inducing p53 target 1
Exons: 6
Coding region: 1616-2224 (202 amino acids)
Biological process (GO): tumor necrosis factor-mediated signaling pathway; intrinsic apoptotic signaling pathway in response to DNA damage by p53 class mediator
Molecular function (GO): zinc ion binding
Source: RefSeq, a predicted model, not a curated record